Molecule: messenger RNA, 847 nt
Organism: Trematosphaeria pertusa
Lineage: Eukaryota; Fungi; Ascomycota; Dothideomycetes; Pleosporales; Trematosphaeriaceae
Exons: 1
Coding region: 188-805 (205 amino acids)
Source: RefSeq, a predicted model, not a curated record
CCCGUCUCUGUAAGUAUACCUCCUUAUAUUGCCUAUGUUAAGUCCCAGAUCUAAACUUCCGAACUGGAAACCUGGAUGAUAUACCUGCUCAAGUCCCGCUUGCGUGAAACACCGUAAAUUCAUUUCAUCGACACCCUGUCUAGCAAGGAGUUGGGAAGUGAAUCCAUCGUAGGAAGACCAAGCUAGGAUGAAGGGCGCAUCGAAAGCCUACUCGGUGCCUACGACCCUGAGCCUCGUCGCCCGUGUGCAGUUCCGUGGAGAUGCCCGCAGAACUGACAUUUCGCACACUACGCAAGCCGGUCAGAUACAUCCAUGCCAGCCUUUCAUUGCAACCUCGCGGAAUACUCACGUUCUCGACGUCGCACCAGCCGAACCGGCACUUGUUCUCGCGGCAUUGAUAGUACCCCGUCCAGCACCCUUCCUGGCACGAGCCCCAGUUCGUGUCACCGACGGUGCCAUGGUCGCGAGCCGAAAGCACGGGAGUAGGAGGGCUGCUGCUCUCGCGCUUCAGAGGGAGCGGGCCCUCAGCGUCCUCGUUGGCUUGCAUGUCGGUGUCGCCGUGGAGACCCUUGCAGAAUUGGCAUGUCAUGCACUUUUUCAUAAUGUUAGUCAGAUACUGUACAGUACGUUCAAAGCUGACAUUUCAUUGCGAGCUGGCCGGGUCACUUACCUUUCUUUCUUCGCAGUAGCUGAACCUGCACUUGUUGGUGUGGCACUUGUAGUAGCCCUCCCAGCAGCUGGGCUUGCAUGUUUUCGGCUUCACCUUGGACUCGUUGCUGGUUGCGAUGUCGUCGCCAGGAGUUAGAGCUGGGGAAGCGUCGAGCUCGGCGGGGAUGGCAGAUGUGAC